GAAUUUGACAAGAAAUACAAUCCCACUUGGCACUGCAUCGUGGGAAGGAACUUUGGCAGCUACGUGACUCAUGAGACCAAGCACUUCAUCUACUUCUACCUCGGCCAAGUCGCUAUCCUUCUUUUCAAGUCUGGUUAGAACCACGGACUGUUACCGAAACUUGCACCCAGUCACAGGACUGCACACUAACUCCAAACGGCCUCCUACCUGCAGCCUUCCUGAGGACACAGAUCUUCAGGCUCAGGUCUUUUGUUGUAUUGUUAACGGUCAGGGAUUUUGCUGUAGCAACUGUUAUUUUUGUUGUGGCUACAAAAACGCAAAAAUGUCUUCCUUGUAUUUAUUUCCUUUCAAAAGACGGCUUCUUUGCUAAUAAAACUGUUUGAACGAGUUUA
This is a messenger RNA of Apaloderma vittatum (bar-tailed trogon), 392 nucleotides long. RefSeq names its product dynein light chain 1, cytoplasmic-like. The record is from RefSeq and is a predicted model, not a curated record. The transcript has a single exon. Gene Ontology annotation, molecular function: dynein intermediate chain binding; dynein light intermediate chain binding. Lineage: Eukaryota; Metazoa; Chordata; Aves; Trogoniformes; Trogonidae. The annotation marks the transcript as partial. Gene Ontology annotation, cellular component: cytoplasmic dynein complex. Gene Ontology annotation, biological process: microtubule-based process; cilium assembly.